This is a messenger RNA of Rosa rugosa (rugosa rose), 5484 nucleotides long. RefSeq lists its product as uncharacterized. NCBI's taxonomy places the organism in Eukaryota, Viridiplantae, Streptophyta, Magnoliopsida, Rosales, Rosaceae. Bases 53 to 5188 code for a protein of 1711 amino acids. The record is from RefSeq and is a predicted model, not a curated record. The transcript is spliced from 4 exons.
CAAAUUAUAUCAUCAUCACUUGCCAUUGCUAGCUAGUAGUAGGACUGGUACGAUGGCCAGUUAUCCAUACUACUCCCCACCACCACCGCCUUCACCACCGUGUAAUAACACAACUUCUCCGAUACUCCUCCCUCCACCUCCACCUCCACCUCCACCUCCACCAUCACCACCACCACCACCUCCAGCAUGUAACCACACAGCUACUCCAACACUUUCACCCCCACAAUCACCACCGCCGCCAGCACAAUCACCCUAUUCUCACUCACCACCUUCUCUCUCACCCCCACCACCAACAUCCCCACAAAAGCCUCCACAAUGGGGGCCACCGCCUUCAUCUAACUACUCCCAACCAAAAUCACCACAGCCACCUUCAUCGCCAUCACCACCACCACCACCACCUUCGUCGUAUGCAUACUACUCGCCUCCACCGCCUUCAUCACCGUGUAAUACUACUACUCCAACACUCCAACCUCCACCUCCACCACCACCAGCAUGUGGCUGUAACAACGCUACUCCAACUUUGCCAUCACCACCUCCACCACCACCUUCAUUUCACUCCCCACCACCCCCAUCCCCAUCACAUCCGUCACCACCGCCCCCACCACCACAUCGGUCACCCCCAUCACCGCCGCCGCCUUCAUCUUUCCCUCCACAAUUGCAUUCACCACCGCCCCCACCACCACAUCGGUCACCCUCAUCACCGCCGCCGCCUUCAUCUUUCCCUCCACCAUUGCAUUCACCACCGCCCCCACCAUCACAUCCACCACCCCAAUCACCACCACCACCACCACUUCCACCGCCUUCAUCACCACCAUCACCACCACCUAAACCUUCAACACCGUCACCGUCACCGCCACCACUAUCCCCAGACUCACCACCCUGUCAUUGCGUAUGCCCUUCUCCUUGGGCAUCCCCUCCCAAUUAUUGGGCAACCCCUCCCAAUUAUAAUUCAAUUGCACCAGGACCAAAUUUUUUGUCACCUAGCAAUGGCCCCCGCACACCAGUUCUUGCCACCUUUGUCUCCCUAGGUGGUCUAUUUUUUCUUUCUUUUAUUGUAAUUGGUCUCCUUUCCAUGGCCGAGAAGAAGGGCAUGCUUCCAUUUCAAUUUUCAAGGCUGCUGCGACGCUACAGUAUUCCUUCCGGAGGAGGGCCUGAGAUGGGUCCGCCUGACUUGGAGCAACCUGAACCCAGUAACACAAGUGGGACCGACAAGAUGAGUUCGGAUCCAAACUUGCGCAAGCCUCCCCGUGAUAAAAGUGUGAUGGAACUCAUGGAUGCUCCUCCAGACGACAGUGUGACUGAUACUGCAGAUACAUCUCAAGAUGUGGAGAAAGCAGAAUCCAACGAAGUUGGAGAAGAAUCAAAUGACUCCGAAAAGAAACGGCGCCUACCCAAGAUUAAAAAACCUUCAAGGAGUGGUGCAAAGAAGAGAAAAGACAAGCAUUCUGGAAUCAGUCAAGUUCUGAAUACUGGAUGUCGUCAAGUUCUGAAUACUGGAUGUUGGUCUGAUUUACACGAGGCAGAACAACCUGAAGAUGGUGAAAACGAUGAAGAUGAAAAUCCAGAACAACGUAAUGCAGCGGAACAAGAGACAAAGAACACAAAAUCUGCUCAAGAUGAGGGGGAAGGAUCUAAUCCAGUUAAAGAAGGAUCAAAUGAGCGCAGCGACAAGCCUCACAGUAACCCAAGUGAGAUUAAAAAUACAGAUGCUACUCAAGAUGAUGCAGCUAAAGAGGAUUCAAAUGAUUCCAAAAGAAAAUUGCGGCCCCCUAAUAAGGGCAAAGCGUCGAGUAGUGUGAUGGAACUCAUGGAUACUCCUGCAGACCAGAGUGUGACUGAUACUGCAGAUACAUCUCAAGAUGUGGCGAAAGCAGAAUCCAAUGAAGUCGGAGAAGAGCGAAAUGACUCCGAAAAGAAACCGCGCCUACCCAAGAUUAAAAAACCUUCAAGAAGUGGUGCAAAGGAGAGAAAAGACAAGCAUUCUGGAAUCCGUCAAGUUCUGAAUACUGGAUGUCGUCAAGUUCUGAAUACUGGAUGUUGUUCUGAUUUACAGGAGGCAGAACAAUCUCAAGAUGGUGACAAAGAUGAAGAUGAAAAUCCAGAACAACGUAAUACAGCGGAACAAGAGACAAAGAACACAAAAUCUGCUCAAGAUGAGGGGGAAGGAUCUAAUCCAGUUAAAGAAGAAUCAAAUGAGCGCAGCGACAAGCCUCACAGUAACCCAAGUGAGACUAACAAUACAGAUGCUACUCAAGAUGAUGCAGCUAAAGAGGAUUCAAAUGAUUCCAAAAGAAAACUGCGGCCCCCUAAUAAGGGCAGAGCGUCGAGUAGUCGUGGUAAUCCACAAGGAAAAAGACAGCCUUCCAGAUUUGGUCAAUUAUUGAAUGCCGCGGGUAAUAUUUGUCAUGGGGCAGUACAAUCUCAAAAAGAUGACAACGACGAAUUGAAUGAUGGCGGAGAAUUGAAUGACGGUGGUUCAAAUAAUGUAGAUGAAGGAGUGGAACCUGAUGCACAUGACAAAGAAUCAGAUGAGCGUCCUCGUAAGCCUCUCAUUGACACCAGUGUGUCUGACAACACAGAAGCUGCUCAGGAUGAGAAAGAACCAGAUGAAGGUGAGGGAAAAUCAUAUGAAUCAGAAAAAAAACCGUUGCACACAAAAAAUCCUUCUGCUCGUGGUCGUCCGAUGGGAAAACAGAACCCUUCCGAAUUCGUUAAAGCUUACAAUUUCGCAAGUAAUGUUGAUGAAGAUGGAGCUGUAAAAUCUCAAGAGGAUGACAAUGGCAAAGCAUUAGUACAAGAAUCAGAAGCUCAAGAAGAUGGCGGAGAAUUGAAUUUGGGUGGUCCAAAUAAUGCAAAUGAAGAUGUCAAGUUUCCAUCUAAUGUACAUGAUGAAACACCAGAUGAGCGCCACCGCAGGCCCCUCUAUAACCAAAGUGAGAGUGACGACACAGAUGUUACUCAAGAUGUGGAGCAACCUGAUGCAGUUAAACGAAUAUUGGUCGAUUCAAAAUCCUUCCAGAAGAAAAAUCAUUCUAGUCAUCGUACUGGAAAACAAAAGGCUUCCAUAGUUGAUCAAGUUUCGAAUGCCGCAAGUAAUGUUGAGCUAGAUGGGGCAGGGCAAUCUAAAAACGAUGAUACAGAUGAAGUAGCGGUGAAUGAAUCAGGACCCCAAAAUGAUUACGCAGAAUUGGGAUUAGGUGGUUCAAUAAAAGACCCGCGUGGGGGAGAAGUUCGUACUCGAGCAAGAAGUAGAGGGCCUUCGAAUCUUAUUAGCUGCUCAAGUCCCGCUAGUGGUAAUGAUUCAAGUAGGGCAAUGGAUUCUUUGGACGAUGUAGAAGGCGAAGUUGAAGUAUCCGAUCUAUUUGAUAGUGCUGGAGGAAGUAAACACGCUCUGAGUAAAGCUAUGGCUCUUGGUGAUGACAAAGCAAAAGUACAUCAAUUGAAAUCAGGCGGUUCAAAUAAAGAUUCGCCAAGGCGCCAACAUCGUACUCAGGUACGAGAGGAUAAAAAGCCCUUCGAUCUUGAACAAAUUGUGACUGCCGCAAGCGGUAGUGAUCCAGGCAAGGCACUGGUUUCUUUUGGCAAUGAAGAUGACAAUGUACAAGUGUUAGAACCAUUUGCCUCAAAUGUAGAUUCAGACAUGCGCCAAUUGCAUACUGGUGCUCGAGGAAUUGAACAGUUUCCCAAUCUUUCCCAAAAUUUUACCGGCACAAUUGAGGAUGAUCCAGUUGAGGAAUUGAAAUCUCUUGGAGAUGAUGAUUACAGAGGCAAACAAGCUGAAGUAUAUGAGUUAAGCAAAGACUCCCGCAGGAUCAAAGGUCAUAUUAUGGAUGCUCGAAGAAGAAUAGAGUCUCCAAAUCCCGACCAAACUGUGACAACCAGAAUUGGUUAUGAUCUAGGUAAGGGAUUGGAGUCUCUUGGAGGAAACCAGGAAGGAGAAUCAGUCAAAUAUGGCUUAACUCAAAAAUUGGAAGUAGGUGGUACAAAAAAUGACCCGCGUGGGCGACAAGCUCGUACUCGAGCAAGAAGUAGACAAGGGCCUUUGAAUCCUAACCAACUUAUGAGUACUGGUAGUGGUAAUGAUUCGAGUAGCGCAAUGGUUUUUUUGGACGAUGAAGAAGGCAAAGCUGAAGAAUUAGAACCAUUUGCAAGUGCUCGAGGAGGUAUACAGGCUUUGAGUGAAGCUAAGGUUCCGGAUUUUAUCCAAACUUUAACCGCCACAAAUGUUGAUGAUUCUAGUGAGGAAUUAAAGUCAGUUGGUGGUGACGAUUACAAAGAUGACAAAGCAAAAGUACAUGAAUUGAAAUUUGGUGGUUCAAAAAAAGAUUUGCGAGAGCGCCAACAUCGUACUCCGGUACGAGAGGAAGUCAAGCUUUUUAAUCUUAAAAAAAUUGGGACUGCCGUAACCGGUAGUGAUCCGGGCAAGGCACUGGUUUCUUUUGACGAUGAAGAUGACAAAGUACAAGAGUCAGAACCAAUUGCCUCAAAUGUAGAUCCAUACUUCCUACAACCGCUUUCUAGUGCUCAAGGAACCGACCAGUCUCCCAAUCUUGUCCAAAAUUUAACCGCCACAAUUAAUGAUGAUCCAAAUGUGGAAUUGAAGCCUCUCGGAGAUCGCGAUUACAAAGGAAAAAAUGCAGAAGUAUAUGAGUUAAGCAAAGACUCGCGCACGACUAGAGGUCAUAUUAUGGGUCCACGAACAAGAAUAGAGCCUCCUAAUCUCGAUCAAAUUGUGACAGCCAGAAUGGGUGAUGAUCUAGGCAAGGGAUUGGAGUCUCUUGGAGGUAACCAGUUUGGAAAAUCAUACAAAGAUGGCUCAAAUAAAGAUGUGCCAGGCUCUGGUCAGACUAGUAGAGGAACACAACAGCUUCCCAAUCCUGUCCAAAUUUUGACAGCCACAAACGAAGAUGAUCCAAAUCCAGAACUUGAAUUUUGUGAAGAUGACAAAGAUUUGGAAUCAGAAUAUUCAAACAAAGAUUUGGGCAUCCAAGAAACUUCUCCAGGUGAAAUAGAGCCUUCAAUAGAUGAUCAAAGUGUGUUUGCGACUGUUGAUGAUGAUCCAGACGUGCUACAAUUUCAUAACAAUGAGCAUGACGAAGAACUAGCAGAAUCAAAUAAAGAUGCUCGUCGUGGAAAGCCACUUUCUCGUCCUCGUACCACUAGUCUCAGAGGGAAAAGACGAGCCUGAUUCAAGUCUAUGCUAAAUGCUAUUGUGGUUACUCAAUCUUUCAUCAAGCUCAGAAGCGAUGCAUCAUUAUGUGUGAUUUAGGUACAUGGGUUUGUCUAGCCUCUUGCCUAAUCUCCUAGUUCUCCGCGUUGCGUUUCGGCUUGCGGCCUUGUUCAAGUUAGUUAGUGUUCUGUAUUUGUUGGGCUUUGAUCUAUGUACUUAAUUUCAUGAAUUGAUUUUUAGUCGAGUGUUAUCCUAAAUCAUGAUAUGUGUACUUAAUUUCAUAACCUGAUUUUAAAUGUUAGUGUUACCUAAAA